AUUCUCGUAGUGUUUAGUUGUGACAUUGGAAGAAAGGAACAUUCAAAAUGUCGGGUUUUGUGAAAUUAGCUAUUGACGACUACUACUCAGAUAGUAAUUGGACGACCAUUAUCAAUAAGUACUGGAUGUUAGCUGAAAAGGUUUCAGAUCCAAGGGUACAAGGAUGGUUCCUGUUCGACACGCCUCUCCCCACACUUGCCAUGGUGAUAGUUUACCUGUCAAUUGUGAUGGUCAUCGGCCCACUAUGGAUGACCAACAGGAAACCAUACAAAAUACAAAACACUCUAGUAGCUUAUAACGCUGGACAAGUUCUAUUGUCGUCCUAUAUGUUUUAUGAGCACUUAAUGUCGGGAUGGUGGGGAGACUACAGCAUCGCGUGCCAACCGGUGGACUACAGUGAAAAUGAUCAAGCGAGAAGAAUGCUGCAUCUAUGCUGGGUGUACUACUUCUCGAAGCUCUCAGAGUUCGCCGACACCGUCUUCUUCGUGCUGAGGAAAAAGAAGAGUCAGAUCACGUGGCUGCACCUGUACCACCACUCGCUGACGCCAUUCGAGGCGUGGCUACUUGUCAAAUUCAUUGCUGGUGGUCACGGAACCUUCUCGAACAUAGUGAACAACCUUGUACACAUCAUCAUGUACAGUUAUUACAUGGUGGCAGCCAUGGGACCUCAGUACCAGAAGUACCUGUGGUGGAAGAAGCACCUUACAACCCUUCAGCUAGUCCAAUUCUUCAUGGUGCUGUUCCACUCCAUGAGCGCUCUGGUAUACGACUGUGGCUAUCCAAAACUUAUUGCAUCCGGCCUCAUCCUCCACUCAAUGAUUUUCAUCGUGCUGUUCAUGAACUUCUACAUGCACGCGUAUGACAAAGUUGUUGGCAAAGAUAAGAAAGCAGUGGAAGUAACCAACAACAACAAUAUAUCAAAUGGUCACAACAAAUACAACAGCCACAUAAAAGUGAAUGGUGAGGCUAAUGGUCAACUUACCAAUGGCGAGGUCCAAGCCAAUGGCCUAUAUGCCAACGGUUACACAAAACCUAAUGAUUGCAGUAAUGGUCACAUCAAAAAUGGAUAUACGAAUGGACUCGCAAACGCUACAGAUAAAGAAAAGCUACAAUAAUUUGGUCGUCUUGUUGUUUUCAUUGUUGAUUGAUUGUAAUUGUGACAUGUUGUGAGUUCUGUUUCUUAUCUGAAAUAGCUUUGCUAGGUAAAAGUGUCUAUGGUAGCAUUAAUAACUGCCAAAGAUAGCAAUGCGGUUGGUAAA
Messenger RNA from Achroia grisella, 1259 nucleotides. RefSeq names its product elongation of very long chain fatty acids protein 7-like. Gene Ontology annotation, biological process: very long-chain fatty acid biosynthetic process; fatty acid elongation, polyunsaturated fatty acid; fatty acid elongation, monounsaturated fatty acid. The transcript has 7 exons. The record is from RefSeq and is a predicted model, not a curated record. NCBI's taxonomy places the organism in Eukaryota, Metazoa, Arthropoda, Insecta, Lepidoptera, Pyralidae. Gene Ontology annotation, molecular function: fatty acid elongase activity. The coding region runs from base 48 to 1115 and encodes 355 amino acids. Gene Ontology annotation, cellular component: endoplasmic reticulum membrane.